CACAGCACACGGAUCAGGCGGGUGCGCACGACGUCAACAAACACGUGACGCGCGCGGCACCUGGAUGGGCCAUAUCGCCAGCACAGUGCACGGCGUCGGCAGAUCGACACAGCAGCGACGCACUCGCCAACUCGCGUCACGAGCGAACAAGACGCCGGGCAAGCACAGGCCCUCGCACGGCUCGCAUGGCUUGCCGGGAAGAGCCAGCCUAGUCGCGGCAGCGGCGAUGGAGCAGCCCGCUGCUAUGUCGUUCCUCGGUCUUCUCGGCUGGCUCUGCCUCACCACCCUCGCAGCCGUUGCGCUCUAUCAGGCCGGCCGCAGCGUGAACCGCCUGCUAUCGAGGAGGCAGCCAAAGGCCUCUCGGUCGCCGAGCCUGCCACCGGAGGUUGCCGCCGCAAAGCUUAGACCCGUUCGCGAGGGGGACGAUACGCUGUGAAAGGGAGGCCCAUGGUGUCGAUGGCAUAGGGGCCGUCACCGCGCGGCGGGUGGAGCGCACGCUGUGCGGCGCGUUGGCUGCCGGGCGUGUGCAGCGAGUACACGGCGUGGUCGCGCAGCACACGCAUCAUGUGUAGUACGUAUAUAUGUAUCGAAGGCGAAACACAAGGGACUGGCGCGCACAAAUCCCUCCCUGUGUCCUGUGUGGUGGCGGCGCAUCCCUCUGCUUGGACCGCGCACUAAGAGGAUGGAGCACUUCAUGUAAGUGUGUUUUCUUUCUUUCUUUCUGGCGCGCACUGGAC
This is a messenger RNA of Emiliania huxleyi CCMP1516, 737 nucleotides long. RefSeq lists its product as hypothetical. The transcript has a single exon. The record is from RefSeq and is a predicted model, not a curated record. Lineage: Eukaryota; Haptophyta; Isochrysidales; Noelaerhabdaceae. Bases 227 to 436 code for a protein of 69 amino acids.